Globicephala melas (long-finned pilot whale) is the source of this 5323-nucleotide messenger RNA. It is a transcript of the gene EPB41, whose product is annotated as erythrocyte membrane protein band 4.1. The record is from RefSeq and is a predicted model, not a curated record. Gene Ontology annotation, biological process: cortical actin cytoskeleton organization. Gene Ontology annotation, molecular function: structural molecule activity; actin binding. Gene Ontology annotation, cellular component: cytoskeleton; plasma membrane. Lineage: Eukaryota; Metazoa; Chordata; Mammalia; Artiodactyla; Delphinidae.
CAUGGCUGCUUCUGGCAACGUCAUGACAACAGAGAAGAGUUUAGUGGCUGAGGCUGAAAAUCCACAGCAGCAACAACAGAAGGAAGAGGGUGAGGGAGCCACAAACUCGGGUCAACAGGAAACUCAGCUGGAAGAGGCUCCUCAAGCAGCAGCCGAGGGAGAUAAUCAGUGUGAGCAGAAGCUGAAAACAUCCAAUGGAGACACUCCAACACAUGAAGAUUUGACCAAGAACAAGGAGCGGACAUCAGAAAACAGGGGCCUGUCACGGCUGUUCUCCUCAUUUCUCAAAAGGCCUAAAUCUCAGGUCUCUGAGGAGGAAGGCAAAGAAGUAGAGUCAGCGAAAGAGAAAGGUGAAGGUCAUAAAGAGAUAGAAUUUGGAGCCAGUCUUGACGAAGAGAUCAUUUUAAAGGCCCCGAUUGCAGCUCCUGAGCCUGAGCUCAAAACAGACCCAUCCUUGGAUCUUCAUUCAUUAAGCAGUGCAGAAACACAGCCUGCUCAGGAAGAACACAGAGAAGAUCCCGAUUUUCAGACUGAGGAAGGAGGAGGACUUGAAGACUGCUCUAAAACAGAAGUAAAAGAAGAAAGUCCUGAGUCAGUAGCAGAAAGAGAAUUAAAAGCUUCCCAGAAAUCGAUCAGAAGACACAGAAAUAUGCAUUGCAAGGUUUCUUUGUUGGAUGACACAGUUUAUGAAUGUGUUGUGGAGAAACAUGCUAAGGGACAAGAUUUACUUAAACGAGUAUGUGAGCACCUCAAUCUUUUGGAAGAAGACUACUUUAGUCUAGCCAUUUGGGAUAAUGCAACCUCUAAGACAUGGCUGGAUUCUGCCAAAGAAAUAAAAAAGCAGGUUCGUGGUGUCCCUUGGAAUUUCACAUUUAAUGUAAAGUUUUAUCCACCUGACCCAGCACAGUUAACAGAAGAUAUAACAAGGUAUUAUUUAUGUCUUCAACUUCGGCAGGACAUAGUUGCAGGACGACUGCCCUGUUCAUUUGCAACCUUAGCAUUAUUAGGUUCUUAUACCAUCCAGUCUGAGCUGGGAGACUAUGACCCAGAACUCCAUGGUGCAGAUUAUGUUAGUGAUUUUAAACUGGCCCCAAAUCAGACCAAGGAACUUGAAGAGAAGGUCAUGGAACUGCAUAAGUCAUACAGGUCCAUGACUCCAGCUCAGGCUGACCUGGAAUUUCUUGAGAAUGCCAAAAAGUUGUCUAUGUAUGGUGUUGACCUUCAUAAAGCAAAGGACUUGGAGGGAGUGGAUAUCAUCCUAGGUGUCUGCUCUAGUGGCCUUCUGGUUUACAAAGAUAAGCUGAGAAUUAACCGCUUUCCUUGGCCCAAAGUGCUGAAGAUUUCUUACAAACGUAGCAGCUUUUUCAUUAAGAUUCGCCCUGGAGAGCAAGAACAGUAUGAAAGUACCAUCGGAUUCAAACUUCCCAGUUACCGAGCAGCUAAGAAAUUAUGGAAAGUCUGUGUAGAGCAUCACACGUUUUUCAGACUGACAUCUACAGACACCAUUCCUAAAAGCAAAUUUCUUGCCCUGGGAUCCAAAUUUCGAUACAGUGGCCGAACUCAGGCUCAGACCAGGCAAGCUAGUGCUCUGAUUGACAGGCCUGCCCCACACUUUGAGCGUACAGCAAGCAAACGGGCAUCCCGAAGCCUUGAUGGAGCAGCAGCCGUUGAUUCAGCAGACCGAAGUCCUCGGCCCACCUCUGCACCGGCCAUUGCUCAGAGUCAGGCCGCAGAAGGCAGCGUCCCAGGUGCACCUGUUAAAAAAGCAGUGGUUUCUAAAACACCGAAGGAAACAGUGCAGGUUGAAGUGAAAAAGGAAGAAGUCCCACCUGAGCAACCUGAGCCAGAGCUCACAGAAGUGUGGAAGGUGGAAAAAACCCACAUCGAGGUCACAGUACCCACCUCAAAUGGUGACCAAAUACAGAAGCUUGCAGAAAAAAAUGAAGAUCUGAUAAGAAUGAGGAAGAAAAAGAGAGAGAGACUAGAUGGUGAAAACAUUUAUAUCAGACAUAGCAAUUUAAUGUUGGAGGAUUUAGACAAAAGUCAAGAAGAGAUCAAAAAACAUCAUGCCAGCAUCAGUGAGCUGAAAAAGAACUUCAUGGAAUCUGUACCAGAACCACAGCCUAGUGAAUGGGAUAAACGCUUAUCCACUCACUCUCCCUUUCGAACACUUAACAUCAAUGGGCAGAUCCCUACAGGAGAAGGAAAUAUAAAUGGCAUUCGCACAGAGGAGGUGGCAGCCAUGACCAAGGGGCCAUCUACCAACCCUGACUCUGAAUGGGAGGGCCCCAAGCAUUCAAUAAUUCCUAGUAAGAGCCAAAUGACUACCCCGUUGGAGUCUCCACAAAACUUUGACUUUGGCUCCCUCUCUAUAAGCAGCAAGGAGACGGAAGAGAAGGAGCAGGGGGCAACUGGCUAUCUUGAUAUUAAGGAAAUGUCGAGAGGUCCAAGUGGGGAAUGUGUAGGAGUGGAGGAACAGGCCAGUGCCUUAAAGUCCUCAAUAUCACCAGCUUCCUCUCAGCUGCAACUUGCUGAAAAAAAAGCAGAGAGUAGUGAAGAACAUGUUAUACCAGGAGAGCCUGUUGGAGAGCAAAAUGGAUCAUUUCUUGACUCUCGUGUGGGUAACCAGUUCCCCACCCUCAUUCGAAGUUUCCAGCCUCCCCUGGUGAAGACUCAGACCGUCACCAUCUCAGACACUGCCAAUGCUGUGAAAAGUGAAAUUCCAACCAAAGACGUCCCUAUAGUCCACACUGAGACCAAGACCAUCACUUAUGAGGCUGCCCAGACUGACGACAGCAACGGGGACUUGGACCCAGGAGUCUUGCUGACAGCUCAGACCAUCACAUCUGAGACCACCAGCAGCACCACCACAACUCAAAUUACCAAGACUGUAAAAGGUGGGAUUUCAGAGACCCGGAUUGAAAAGCGAAUUGUGAUCACAGGAGAUGCCGAUAUUGACCAUGAUCAGGUCCUCGUACAGGCCAUCAAGGAGGCAAAGGAGCAGCACCCAGACAUGUCAGUGACCAAGGUGGUCGUCCAUCAGGAAACCGAGAUCUCUGAGGAGUGAGCUCAGGAACUGUCCUACCCUCCCCCCUCCCCCGACUCCCUGCCCAUCUCCCGUCCCAGAGAAAACCAGCAGAAUGAUAAAGAAGGUAACCUGCAAUAGUCAGACUUCAGACUUUUAAAAUGAUUGAUUCUAAACCACCAGAAAAGCAAUUUCAUUUUCUAUUUGGAGUUUAUACCAAGAAAGUCUUCUAGAUAUCACUGAUCCUUUUGAAUACAUUUUUCUAUAUUGUGAUACCAGAAAUUGUUCAACUUUUCACUCUUUGGACUGUUUUUAAAGAGCCUUUUGUUUUUUUAUGGGGUGGUUUGUAACCCCUUCAGCCCAGCCUCUCCCCAUUUACACGGGCAGGGUCCCCAGCAUUCUUCGGGAAAUCCUCCAAUGACUCUGUCAGCUGUGCUGGGGGACAAAGCCAGCUUAAUGGGGCUUCCCUGCUCCUCCCCUAGUUUAUACCCUUUAGAUGGCAGCAGAAACUUCAUAAACCAGCCCUUUCUCAGAGCCAGUGAUGUAACUUUAUCAGAAUGUCAGGCAGGGCGGCUGCCCUGAUCCAGAGACCCCAGGAAGAUGUCCCUGUCCCUUUGCUGAGGGUGGUGUGGGGAGGCAGAGGCCUCUGGAAGAAUGUAGUAUUGUUUUCCUUCCUCUCUCCUGUUCUUUCUUUUUGGAGCUUCUUUAGAUCAAAGACAUAAGAAGUUGCUUCAGAUAUAUCUGAUACUGUGAAUGUUUGAACAUAUCCGUGGCCUUCACCUUCCUGCUCUCCCUCCCCUUUUACCUCAUCAGAAGCAGUGGCUCUGCUAAGUGCUCCCCCCACCUCCCAUCUCAGGAGAGACCAAAACUCACAGAAAAAUAGGCACUUUGGGCCAAAAGCACUGACCGCACAUUUUUAGUGGUGAUUUGGACAAAGAAAGUUGACGAGAUUUUUUUAAAGGUUUUCUAGUUCUGGGAAUGUGUACUUCACACAGGGGAGUGGUGGAGUUUACCUCAGUUGGAUCCUGCUAAGAAGUAUUUCCAGGAGAACAUCCCUGAGCCUCUCUCUUUAAUCCUGGGGUGAGAGAGGAUGUGACUGAGAGAGGAGGCGAUCGUGGUCCAGACCGGCCCCUGCCUGCAGAGACCCUUCUGGAGCGUGGGAAUUGGCUUUUAGGGGCCACGCUCCCCACAAAACCCCACUUGACAAGGGGUACAAACACCAGCUCCACUCAUCCCCACUUGCCAUCUGAGGUCUGUCAGGUUUUGUGGCUUGAUGUUUGUGGUGGGUUUGGGUUUAAUUUUUUGUUUUUGAUUUUGAAAAUGAGGACUGAUGUCCCCAAUCCCACUAUUCCUGGUAAAGAUUAGGGGACAUUUUUAUUCAGUAGGGCCUCUCUGAUCUUCCAGCUUGCUUCCCACAAACAGAUCUACCUACAAGUUCUUAGAAUCCUGAUUCUAGGACAGAAAGUGAGCUUCCUGAGGUGGACAGUGGGUCCCAGUCAGCAGUGGCUGGGGGCUCCAGGGCGGCGAGCAGGAGAGAAGUCUACAGCCUCUGCUCCCAGCCCGCAGCACGUCUCCGGAGUCUCUGCUGGCUGACCUUUGUUUAGACAAACUCAGUUGGUUUGAACUGUUUUCACGAGUGUGCGUUUUUCUCUUAGUACUUACUUGAGACUGUUACUAACCAACAGGUAGCUCUCUCUGGGCAGGGACAGGAAGAGCUCAGGUGGGAUAUGUGACAGCCUUCGGGGGGAAGGAGAGUGCCCUGUCUCAGGGACAGACAGCCUGGGGCAUAUGGUCUGGAGCGAUGGGGCUUUUCCAGGCCGUGCCCAAGCCCGAGCUUUGUUGCCCAGAGCGGUGGUGAGGUUGGAAAUCCAGCUCACACCAUAUAGGCAUGCGAUGUGAGCUCACUUGCCAAUGGCCAGCUGUCCUGCUGGAAGAGCUGCCGGAGCUUGCAGAGCUGCAACCUGUGGAAUGAAGAUGGGGAAAGGAAGAGGGCACAGCAUGCACGUCAGGAACCUGGCACACUGAGUAUUCUGUGCCAUCCAGGUCAGUGUGGCCACUUUCACUGCCUAGGACCACAAAUCAGGGGCCUGAACUUCCCCUCAAUCUGUCACCAACUCACUUCACCCUGCUUCCUUGUCUAUAAGUCGGACCAGAAGAUCUCCAGUGCCCUUCUGGCGCUGAGAAGCCAUGAUUCGGACAAGCCAACACGAGGGGUGUCCUUCCAAGCCUCUUUCCUUUUCCUCCCUCUCUGGUUACAGAACUUGGGGUUUGGCAAUUGUUUGGAUCUUUUUUUUUCUU